Penicillium malachiteum is the source of this 396-nucleotide messenger RNA. Its product is annotated as succinate dehydrogenase assembly factor 3. The record is from RefSeq and is a predicted model, not a curated record. Bases 1 to 396 code for a protein of 131 amino acids. NCBI's taxonomy places the organism in Eukaryota, Fungi, Ascomycota, Eurotiomycetes, Eurotiales, Aspergillaceae. Gene Ontology annotation, biological process: succinate metabolic process; mitochondrial respiratory chain complex II assembly. Gene Ontology annotation, cellular component: mitochondrion; mitochondrial intermembrane space. The transcript has 3 exons.
AUGCGUCUCGCCCACCGUCUUUUAAUGGCUGCGCCGGCCUCAAUCGGCUCAAAAUCCAGUCUCAGUGAAGCACUGGCCCUUCUUCCACCCCUUCAGCUCUACCGUCGGAUCUUGCGCGUCCACCGCAAAUUGGACCCGGAAAUGCGCGUGCUCGGCGACUCAUAUGUGAAGAAGGAGUUUCGGGCGCAUCGCACUGCGGAGAAUCCCUUACAUAUUAUCGGAUUCUUGACUGAGUGGCAGCUUUACGCGCAAAAGAUGGAGGGUGAUAAGUGGGCUGGAGAGAAACUGGAUAAGUCCAAGCUUGAUAAGCUGAGUGACCAACAGCUCGGUCAGCUGUUUGAGCUCAUGCAGGCCAUUCGGAAUGAAGGUCAGGAGGGCGAGGGCGAGGAUAAAUAA